AUGGCUGCGUCGCCGCGGCAGCAGCCAAUGGUGCGGCGGCGCCACGGAACACAUGGGGGCACCAUUCCACACAGACAGUCCCACAGUUCUGACCCACAAAGGAGGACAACACAAGGGGGAUCGGCCUCCACCGGCAUCCCAGCAUUAGGUGUCAGCAUCCCUGAUUGCAUUCACCUGGAACAUCUUACUGGCUCGUUAUUGGCGGUUGCAUUUCUCACCUCCUUUGGUAGUUCCAUGCUCUAUGGCUAUAACUUGGCUGUGGUCAACUCUCCAUCAAAGUAUAUUAAGGACUUCUACAACCGGACGGUGAUGAGCCGGAAUGGCUCCGGGCUAGACAGGGAAGCGCUGACCCUUAUGUACUCUCUCACCGUGUCCGUAUUUGCCAUCGGGGGGCUCAUCGGAUCCUUGAUGGUGGGCAUCCUGGUCACCAAAUUUGGAAGGAAAGGGACUAUUGUCAACUCCACCAUUCUGGUGUUCAUCGCCGGCUCUCUCAUGGGCUUCAGCCGAAUCUGUGGCUCACCAGAGAUGGUCAUGUUCGGUCGACUCGUCACCGGGAUCCACUCAGGAAUCUCUUUGAGUGUGGUGCCCAUGUAUCUGGGGGAAAUCGCUCCCAAAAACCUCAGGGGCUUCCUGGGCCUCAUGCCUAGCAUCUUCAUCUGUGCCGGGGUCUUCACCGCUCAGAUCUUGGGCCUCCACGAACUCCUGGGAAAGGAAGAGCACUGGCCCCUGUUCCUCUCCCUGGUCGUGGUGCCCACUUUUGUCCAGUUAAUGAUGUUGCCAUGGUUUCCAGAGAGUCCUCGUUACCUGCUCAUUGAGAAGCACAAUGUCCAUGCCACCAUUACAGCUCUGAAGUGGUACAGGGCCAGGUGUAACAUCCAGGCGGAGAUCGAGGAGAUGCAGGAGGAGCAGCGCUCCCUGUCCUCAGUGGACACCGUGUCGGUGUGGGCGCUCCUGUUCGACCGCUCCGUCCGCUGGCAGGUCCUCUCCGUGGUCGUCAUCAACAUCGGCAUGCAGCUGUCCGGCAUCGACGCUAUCUGGUUCUACACCAAUGACAUCUUUCGGAAUGCCGACAUCCCUGUUGCAGAGAUCCAGUAUACCACGGUGGGGACGGGCGCCAUAGAGAUCGUCGCAGGGCUUAUUGGGUGCUUCACCAUCGAGAGGCUGGGGAGAAGGCCCCUGAUCAUCGGCGGCUUUGCUGUGAUGGGAAUUUGCUGCGGGGGGAUCACGCUCUCUCUCUUCCUGCAGUCAUAUCUGUCCAUUAUGAAGUAUGUGAGCGUUGGCUGUGUGGUUGGGAUCAUCGCUGGAUUCUGUAUCGGGCCAGCUGGCGUUCCUUUCCUCAUAACAGCGGAGUUGUUUAAGCAGUCUCAUCGGCCGGCUGCUUACACCGUUGGAGGCUCUCUCAACUGGAUGGCCAACUUCACCAUCGGAUUCAUCUUCCCCUUCCUGCAGGAGUCUGCCGGCUCCUACUGCUACCUGGUGUUCAGCGCCGUGUGUCUGACCGUCGCCACCUACGUCUUCUUCGUCAUCCCCGAGACCAAGAACAAAACGUUCGUGGAGAUCAGCCAGAUGUUCGCCACCAAGGAGGGCAUCCUGGAGAGUGACCAGAUGAAGUUGAAGAAGAUGAACGGCUACGGCGCGCUGGAGAACGGCUCGCUGGACUUUGACAGCUCCUCGUCCACCCCGUAGGCCGCGCGCGGAUUCUUACCAGCAGCCAGGGAGCCCUGCACUGCACGUUUCAGGUGUCCCCACUGCCCCCUCGAGUCAGAUAAACUCAUGAUUUUAGUUGACCAGUGAUGCUUACACAAAACUCAACCAGGUAAAGAAUGUUCUGGAAGGACCUGAAUCAUUCAGAGCCCACGGCCUCCCUCAUGGUUGUCAUAGUUUAGUUAGUGACGACCCAAGGAAGCGGCACAUCCACACUUUGUGAAUUUAUCGGGCCAACUGAGCCAGACCAACAUCUGCACAGUACUUGUUUUACAGUAAAACCACCUCAGCAAGUCUGUUUACAUGUUGAAGCAAACUGUAUGUCUUUUUUAAAGUUCUGUUCAUUUUCAGUUUAUUCCAGUGGUUUUCAUACAAGGGAACACUUGCUUUCGCCUGUUCCCACGGCAAUCCUAUAGACGGAUACACAUUCUCAAAACUGCUCAAGUGUGAGAUGGUACCAAAGCCCUUUAAUGACCAGCAGCCCUAUGUCUGCUACCAGCAAGCCCUAAAAUCUUUGGGGUCAUGUAAAAAGAGAGAGUGUUCCCUGUUGCCAUUUUUCUCUGCCCUGUGGAGUACUUAUACAGACUAACCCACAGAGAUGCCCUUUUAAGAACCUUUAGGAAUUUUGAGUGAGUGCCUGAGUGUGUCUUUGAGACAGAGACAGAUUGAAAGAAAAAAAAGAGAGAGAGAGAUGUACCAGCCUUUUCCGCUUUUAUUUACUGCUCUGAUCUAAUGAGCAACACUCUUAUGAGAGUGUUGUCUUUACAUACAUGUUAUUCUAAAAUAAUUUAUCAAGUAACUUGUUUUUAUGCUCAACAAUUGACAUGCAAGCACUGUGAUCUGAUGCUGUCGUGCUGAGAAUCAGAUCAUUACUUUGCAUUGAAGCAUUACCUGUAAGUCAGGUGUGGAUACCCUAGACCAUGUAACUAAUGGCUGAAUCAUAGUAGCGGACAUAUUGAUGAAUAUGGACUGCUGUCAGGAGCAAUGCAACUUAUGGGUCCAGUUGAUCCUGUUUUAUUAUUGUGUCCUUGGUUGUUUCUUCAUUACCAGUAUAGUGUUAUCUUAUUGCAGCCUUUUGAGAGGACUGCUGCAGUCAUCACCAAGGCUGCCUGAUAUGUACAGAGUGACACAGAAAUCCAUGUGUCUUUUCUUGUAUGUUUUAUACAUAUGUUUGUAUGUUUUAUAUGAACAAUGUCGUUUCAACAGAAAAAAAGCCAGAGGUCUAUUUUCUAAUGUAUUUCAAAAGUG
Alosa alosa (allis shad) is the source of this 2952-nucleotide messenger RNA. RefSeq names its product solute carrier family 2 member 15a (gene slc2a15a). Gene Ontology annotation, molecular function: hexose transmembrane transporter activity. Gene Ontology annotation, biological process: monosaccharide transmembrane transport. Bases 1 to 1686 code for a protein of 561 amino acids. The transcript has 13 exons. NCBI's taxonomy places the organism in Eukaryota, Metazoa, Chordata, Actinopteri, Clupeiformes, Clupeidae. The record is from RefSeq and is a predicted model, not a curated record. Gene Ontology annotation, cellular component: membrane.